This is a messenger RNA of Ostreococcus tauri, 294 nucleotides long. Its product is annotated as unnamed product. The transcript has a single exon. Lineage: Eukaryota; Viridiplantae; Chlorophyta; Mamiellophyceae; Mamiellales; Bathycoccaceae. The coding region runs from base 1 to 294 and encodes 97 amino acids. The record is from RefSeq and is a predicted model, not a curated record.
AUGUCGCGCACAGGUGGCGCCUCGUCCUCGUCUUCGUCCGUCCGCGUUCGCGGUGAUCGCGUGCGUACGCCUACGCACCCGACCGAGGGCGAUUACAUGAGCGUUAAGGCCGAGGAAUGCCUCUUUGGCCUUCUCUUCGCCUUCAUGGCGUUUAAACUGUGGAUGAGCGUACGGGGCUUGCUCAGAUACUGGAGAUUCGUGCGCACACCGAACGCGCCGGACGUCCAGGCCGAGGACGGGCUGGCGUUCGAGCAGGGGGACGACGAGAGCGAAGACGAGAAAAAGUUGGAUUGA